UUUAAUACUUAAACAUGUCUACAAAAUGUGUAAUUUAAAUAAAAUGAUAACUUAUAUUAUUGUGUAUUUAUUUAUUCAAGCAAUUCAAUCGCAAAUAAUUACUGAUAGUUAUUUGACAGAUACUGUCAACACUACACCCAUACCAAAGUACCCGGAGUUUAAUAAUGACGACGACAAAGAUAUAUCAAUACCUUUACAACCACUUUAUACUAAUAAACAAAAUACCGCUAAUUUUAAUGAUCAUCAAUUUGGAAAUUUGGAUUCAUUAGAUAAAAUGCCAAAUUUUGUUAUAAAAAACAAUGAUAACAAAGAAAUGUCAAGUUUUGAGCCACAGACAGAAAAUUAUGAAAUCUCUACAAAUAUUGAUUCAAAUAAAACUAAAAUCAAUUCAAUCAAUCAAUUUAAUGAUAAGGAUUUUUUGUUGCAAAUACCUAAUAAUACCGGUGCUGACGAACAUAUAGCUAAAAUAAGUCUCGAAUUGAGUGACACGACAAACACGAAACCAUACAAUUUUGUCAAAGAUAGUUAUCAAUUGUAUAAUACCAUUUCCAAUACAAUACCAACUACUCCGAUAACAACUACUACUACUACUAUAACUCCAACUACUAAUACUACAACUACUACCGCAACUACUGGUACCCUAUCUACUACUAGUAAAUCUACUUCUACUCCAUUUACUACUAUCCCAUCAACUACUAGUCAAUCAACUACUCUAUCUUCUACUACUAUCCCAUCAACUACUAGUCAAUCAACUACUCUAUCUUCUACUACUAUCCCAUCAACUACUAGUCAAUCAACUACUCUAUCUUCUACUACUAUCCCAUCUACUACUAGUCGAUCAACUACUAUCCCUACUACAACUACCCCAUUUACUACUAGUCAAUCUACUACUAUGACUACUACCCUAUUCACUACUAUCCCAUCGACAACAACGCCAUAUAUUACUACUCUAUCUGAUAAUAUGGAGAUUACUACUACUCCAUAUACUACUAUAACAACAACAACAACAACUACUACUACUACUACUACUACUACUACUACUACUACUACUACUACUACUACUACUAUACCAAUUGAAUUAGUUUUAACGACGCCUUUUAAUAGUUAUGAUGAGAGUGAACUAAAUGAUGCAGAAGUGGAUCACUUGAACCAUUCAGAAUCUCUGUCCCAAAAACAUAAUGAUAGUAAUGACGACCUCUGCAGUCAUGUAAAUAUCCAUCAAAUAUUAAGAAGAUUAGUAAAACUAUCUAACGAUAAAAACUAUUUGAAUGCUGUCAAACAAUUUGCAAAUAAUAUACAACACAUGAAUUUAUUUGAUAAUAAUUUAAUUAAUACUAUUAAUGAAAACAUACCGUCAAUAAUAGUAAUGAAUUCUACAAAACCGUCUUCAAAACAAAUCAUUCAAUUGCCGAUAAAUAAUAUAUUAAAACCAAUCAAUUCAGUCAAAUAUACUGAUAAUACUAUUUUGAGUCAAACAAAUAGUAUCCAACAAUUACCAACUAUACCACAACCUCUUACCAAUCAAUUAUUAUUUAAAAAUAAUAUUUUAAAGACUACUAAUAGACCUAAUUUACAAGUAUUUUAUAAAAAUCCUGGUAAUAGUCCUUUCAAUAGUUUUGUUCUAAACAAUCAAUUAAAUAACGAAAUUAAAAGAAAUGAAUUACAUUACCAAACUGAUGAGUCUAUCUAUAAUCAGGGUAUUAAUGAAUUACAUUAUCAAAAUGAUGAGUCUAACUAUAAUCAGGGUAUUAAUGAAUUACAUUAUCAAAAUGAUGAGUCUAACUAUAAUCAGGGUAUUAGUGAAUUACAUUAUGAAACCGAUGAGUCUAACUAUAAUCAGGGUAUUCCUAAAUUUAAUUUUAUACAACCAAACAAUCUCUGGCUAUAUAAGCAAAGAAAUUCAGUGCUGAUGUCACCAAAUUCUGCCGAAACAUUAAAUUAUUUGCCACAAAUGGGUCCUAAUAUGAGACAAAUUAAUUCAAACGUUCAGCAAUUUGUACCAAAUUAUGUCAAUUUUUGGCAAAAUAGUGAUCAAAUAAUGCCAAUUAACAAAAAUUAUAAACUAAAUCAAGUUUUAGGUAAUAGUAGACAAUAUCCAAUGCCUCGGACUUAUAAUGAAAUACAAACAUUGUCUCAAUUACCAAAUAAUAGAAAUCCUAACUUAAAAACAUUUAUAUUAAACGAUAGACAAUUGGGUCUUACGAAGAGAUUUAAUAGUUUGCCAACAAAUGGUGUUAUUGAUAUAAAUUCACGAAUUCGUACCACAAUUAGACCAAAUCUGAUUAGAUCACCGCAACUGUCGUACCAACAAGUCAUUGGCUAUAAUAAUCCAUUGCUGAAAAAUGAUCAAAUUCAACAACAAUUGCAAUAUCUGAAACACAUACAGAUACAGGAGCAGAGACAAAGACAGAUACAGAUGCAGAGACAAAGACAGAUACAGAUGCAGAUACAGGAGCAGAGGCAAAGACAAAGACAAAGACAGAUGCAGAUACAGGAGCAGAGGCAAAGACAAAGACAGAUGCAGAUACAGGAGCAGAGGCAAAGACAGAGACAGAUGCAGAUGCAGAUACAGGAGCAAAGGCAAAGACAGAGGCAGAUACAGGAGCAGAUUCAGAUGCAGGCGCAGAGACAAAUACAGGAACAGAGACAAAGACAAUUGCAGAUUCAGAUGCAGGCGAAGAGACAGAUGCAGAUACAAGAGCAGAAACAGAGACAGAUGCAGAUACAGGAGCAGAAACAAACCAAUUGGAUUACACCACGACUUCAACAAAAUAAACCAAUUUUGCCAAAUAUACAACAAUCCAAUCAAAUUCAACAAUUUGAUAGAUUUAGAGGACAAAUGAUAGGAAAGUCAAUGCCUCAACAAUUUGCAUACAAUUUAAAUCCAAAUAAUAACACAAACUUUGAUUUUAAACCAAACCGACAAAUUUUUUCGGUAGAAAAAGAGUAG
Molecule: messenger RNA, 2950 nt
Organism: Oppia nitens
Lineage: Eukaryota; Metazoa; Arthropoda; Arachnida; Sarcoptiformes; Oppiidae
Product: myosin-G heavy chain-like
Exons: 4
Coding region: 26-2950 (974 amino acids)
Source: RefSeq, a predicted model, not a curated record